GGCGGCGGCGGCGGCGGCGGUGGCGCGGUGCUGGCAGGAAGUAUGCUAAAUAUGGCAGAAACUAAACCCAUCCAGCUUGGAGCAGCCUGUGCUGUCACCUUUUUCUUUGUCCUAAUCUGUUGGGCUGAUGCAGCUUCAUUCCAGCAGUAUCAGCUGCUUCAAAAAGACCCAGACUAUGUAAUGAAAAAUUUACAGAGGCUCCCAAAUCCUGAUAUGAUCAAAGCUUUGGAAUACAUAGAAGAUCUUCGCAAGCAAGCUAACAAGGGAGAAAGCAUCCCUGAUUACAACUCCUUUCAAAGUGUCCCAUAUCUCCUGCAACAGAAAGAAAACAAAGAUCAGGUUCACCUACCAGAAAAUGUAAGGGAUUCUUUGACUGAAGAUGAGUCUCAGUGGGUUAAGGUUAUGUUGGAAGCCUUGCGGCAAGCUGAGAAGGAAUCAAAAGGCACAAAGGAAAAUAAACUUUAUGGUCUGAGCUCAGAUAACAGCUUUCCAGCUGGAGUAACUGAUGAUUAUGAGGCUUACAAGUGGCCUGAGAGGUGGCAAAAAUAUCUUAAAAUGCCUCUCGGCCACUAUGAAGACAGCUCAAGAGACAGUCCUUUCAAGCGUACUAAUGAAAUAGUGGAGGAGCAAUACACACCCCAAAGUCUUGCUACACUGGAAUCGGUGUUUCAGGAGUUGGGGAAAAUGGCAGGACCUAGUAAUCACAAGAAGGAGAGGCUGGAUGAAGACCAGAAAUUGUAUGCAGAUGAUGAAGAUGAUGUGUAUAAAGUAAAUAACAUUGCCUAUGAAGAUGUGGUUGGAGGAGAAGACUGGAAUCCCAUUGAAGAAAAAGUGGAAAGCCAAACCCAGGAAGAAAUAAAAGAUAGCAAAGAGGAAAUUGACAAACAUGAAGAGGAAGUUGAUGAUGAAAUGAAGAGGUCAGGGAAACUCAGCUUCCUUGAGGAUGAAAUGAGAAGAGAGAAUAAAGAUCAAAUGUCAGAGGAUGUUUCAAAGCUAAUGAAUUAUUACCUGAAGAGGCUCAUGGGCAGUGCUGGAAACAGAAAACUAAGGACUGGAGGAGAGCUUGAGGAGAAAAGAGCAGCCACAAUUUUGGACAAGCAACUUAACCCUCAGUCUAUAGCUCAGUUAAUAGAAAUGUCAAGGAAUUUACAAAUUCCUCCAGAGGAUUUAAUAGAUAUGUUUAAACCUGGGGAGAAAAAACAGCUUCAGAGUGAAAGGUUGGAAGCUGAGCAGGAAGCAGAAUUCCCAGAAGACCUCGAUGAGAUCACUGAAACUAAUCUAGGACAGAGUGACAUUUUUAAAAAUAACGUAAACUCUAAAAACGGGUACAUGAAGCAGCCUCUUAAUGCAAUUCCAGAAAAUCUACCUGAAGACCUCAAUAUUGAAGACAUUGUCAGCCUUCUGGGAACUGGCAAUUUAGGUAAUCAGAAUCCCUCCUACUUACUAAACCGUCUUAAUCAAGAAAAUGAUUUGCCAAGACUGCCUUACAUUCCCAGAAGACUGAAAGGACGCCCAGUUGCCAAAUCUGCAUGGAUUAACGAUUUGGAAAGGCGACAAAUGGAGUAUGAGAAACUGGAUGAGAAGGACGAAGAGCUGGCUGAUUACUUGGCAAAGAUGCUGGCAAAAUAUCCUGAAGUUAUCAAUACGAACCAGAUGAAACGAGUUCCUGUCCCAGCUUCUGAAAGCGACUUGCAGGAAGAUGAGCGGCUGGAGCAGGCCAUCAGAGAGCACCUGAGCCAGCUGGGACCACAGGAGGCCGCAAGGUUGGCUUCGCUCAGCAAAAGGCUCUCCAUGGCUGGGGACACCGAUGACACGCAAAACAGGCAGUAUCUGGAUGAGGAUAUGCUGGCAAAGGUGCUGGAGUAUCUAAAGCAGGAGAAAUCAGAGCUUGAAAGAGAUCACAUUACUAAACGAGCAAUGGAAAAUAUGUAAUAUUGUUCUCCAAAUAUGAUUUCUCUCCCAUGUGUUGACUUCUAUCCCAAUUCAGUUGUGAUUUAUUCCCGCUCUCCCACUACACAACUUCUGGUAGACUACUUACCAUUGAACAGUCUGCAUAUCUUUCUCAGAGCUGUGAUCUUGUUUAUUGAUAUACUUAUGUAUGUUAUAAAUUCUGGGGCAAAUAACAAGUUGCUCCAAGUGUUUUAAGAAACAAUUUAAUGAAAUCAAGUAAAACUAUAAUAUGUAAACAAAUGACCUUUGCAUUGUUAAUAAAACAUGAUAAAUGAAGAGUGAUAAUUAUCAUUUGAAAUUUUUAAGAUUAAUUGGAUUAUUUUGUUACUGUCUGUAGUGUUUUUUGUGGAGUAUCAAAUAAAAAAAAUAAAGCAUUAUAUAUAUAGUUUUA
Molecule: messenger RNA, 2341 nt
Organism: Gallus gallus (chicken)
Lineage: Eukaryota; Metazoa; Chordata; Aves; Galliformes; Phasianidae
Gene: SCG2
Product: secretogranin II
Exons: 2
Coding region: 43-1932 (629 amino acids)
Cellular component (GO): secretory granule
Source: RefSeq, a predicted model, not a curated record